Sardina pilchardus (European sardine) is the source of this 2705-nucleotide messenger RNA. It is a transcript of the gene cyp2u1, whose product is annotated as cytochrome P450 2U1. The transcript has 5 exons. NCBI's taxonomy places the organism in Eukaryota, Metazoa, Chordata, Actinopteri, Clupeiformes, Clupeidae. The coding region runs from base 139 to 1743 and encodes 534 amino acids. The record is from RefSeq and is a predicted model, not a curated record. Gene Ontology annotation, cellular component: cytoplasm; intracellular membrane-bounded organelle. Gene Ontology annotation, biological process: xenobiotic metabolic process. Gene Ontology annotation, molecular function: iron ion binding; oxidoreductase activity, acting on paired donors, with incorporation or reduction of molecular oxygen, reduced flavin or flavoprotein as one donor, and incorporation of one atom of oxygen; heme binding.
CAUGGCUGCGAAAACUAAAAGCGUAGGCCUAGGUACAAUUUCAAAAGAGGAACAAAAUAUAUCUUAUCUAAAAGAUAUCAUCCGGACGUAUGGAACAAGGCUGUAAGUUGUCACUCAAUUGUGCACCAAACUGUUGCAAUGUUGUGGCAUAUAUGGCAGGAGAUCGAGUUUUCUUCCGUGAUUUCUACUGUCAUAUUGACAUUGGCUGUGUUCAUUAUUGUUUAUUAUUGGAUACGUGAGUACAAAAGACUUAGAGCUUUUUCUAACAUUCCCCCGGGUCCUAAGCCAUGGCCUUUGGUCGGCAAUUUUGGAGGUUUCCUUGUUCCAUCUUUCAUUUCAAGACGAUUUGGUCGAAAUCGGGAGGAAUAUGUGAAAAGGGCAUCCAAUCCUGUUUCGCCCCAAGUUGCUCUGAUGGAACUUUCAAAAAUCUAUGGCAACAUAUUCAGUAUAUUUGUUGGCAGCCAACUGAUGGUUUUGCUGACUGGCUAUGAAGUAGUCCGAGAUGCUCUCUCCAACCAUGCAGAGGUGUUCUCCGACAGACCAGAUGUUCCAGUCAUCACCAUCAUGACCAAGAGAAAAGGAAUUGUUUUUGCACCGUAUGGCCCGGUGUGGAGAAAGCAACGCAAGUUUUGCCACAGCACUCUACGUGGCUUUGGCCUGGGGAGGCUCAGCUUGGAGCCAUGCAUAAUGGAAGGUCUGGCUAUCGUUAAAAGUGAACUAUUGAGGCUCAGCAGUGAGUCUGGAGAGAUGGGUGUGGACCUCACUCCACUCAUGAGCAACGCCGUGUCCAACGUCAUUUCCUCCAUCAGCCUGGGACAGCGUUUCCACCACCAGGACCAGGAGUUUAGAACUCUGCUGGAUCUUAUGGCGCGGGGCCUGGAGAUCAGCGUCAACAGUCCUGCAGUGCUCAUCAACAUCUUCCCCUGGCUCUACCACCUGCCCUGCGGCGUGUUCAAGGAGCUGCGGCAGGUCGAGGGCGACAUCACUGCGUUUCUUAAAAGGAUCAUCGCCAGACACAGGGACACGCUAGAUCCAGACAACCCAAGGGACCUCAUAGACAUGUACCUGGUGGAGAUGCAGGCCCAGCAAGCUGCAGCAGACCCCACGGAGAACACCUUCUCAGAGGACUACCUUUUUUACAUCAUAGGUGACCUCUUCAUCGCAGGAACAGACACCACCACCAAUUCCAUGCUGUGGACUCUGCUGUACAUGUGUUUGUAUCCUGACAUCCAAGAGAAAGUUCAGGAGGAGAUUGAUGCAGUGAUUGGCCGAGACAGGUGUCCAUCACUGACAGACAAAGGAAGUCUGCCAUUCACAGAGGCAACCAUCAUGGAGGUCCAGCGGAUGACUGUGGUGGUUCCUCUUGCCAUUCCUCACAUGGCCUCACAGACCACAGUGUUCCGGGGUUACACCAUUCCAAAAGGUACGGUGGUCAUCCCAAACCUGUGGUCUGUCCACAGAGAUCCAUCUGUUUGGGACCGUCCUGAUGACUUCAGUCCUUCACGGUUUUUGGAUGAACAGGGAAAACUGAUGAGAAAAGAGUAUUUCAUUCCAUUUGGAAUAGGCCGCAGAGUGUGCAUGGGAGAGCAGCUGGCCAAGAUGGAACUCUUCCUGAUGUUCACCGAUCUGAUGCAGGCCUUCACAUUCAGAUUCCCCAAAGGAAAACCACCUCCACCCAUGCAUGGCCGCUUCGGCCUUACUCUGGCCCCUUGCUCGUACACUGUAUGUGUGACGCCUCGCUAGACACAAUGCUGGCUGAGAGUAUUAGAGGUGAAGUCCACCAUUUUAAUGUGCAGUAUUUGUUCAAUUCAGAAAAUUGCUCUUUUUGGUCCUCUAUCUUUCUGUUUUUGUGUGUGUGUGUUUAAAAAAACACAUGUUCACUCACAGUCCUAACUCUGUAAAAAGGAAACAAGUAGUUCAGACUGAGCAUUACCUAAGUUCUUUUAGGCAUGUCUCUCUACUUGGCGGCCACAUUGCAAAGCACUUUGGGCACUUACUGGCCAUCUAUUUCAGUCAGAACUGCGCCUGUGCAAGGGUUCACAACACCAACCCCACUCCAGCGGCAAGAUCACACCACCUGAUUGGUCCAAUGUAUUUAAAUAAAUCGCCUUUUGGCCGCGGAGGAGGUGGGAUAUGUGAAGACAACUGCCAUAUUGGCUUUAUAACUAACCCCCUGCAUUUGUAGUGCAUUUUGAGAGCUGUGUCUCCUCGUUGGGAAGUCUCGGCAUUACCUUAUUACAGCCAAUCAAUGAGAUUUGCUUUAGUUUAGAGGGAUGGAAGGAAGGGAUUUGCCAAAAUGGCUGAUUCCACCUUUAAAUAUAAACUGUUUGUUUGGCUGACCCUGUCCAGAAGUGUUCAAAGAUAUUGUCCCUGUCCAAUGUAGCCUAAGCUGAAAUGCUCAAGAAGGGACGGGUAAUUCGGUGACCACUGACAUUUCUUUUGGCUGAUCGCCUUUCACUAAAAAUGUGAGCACUUUAAUAAAAUCAGGGAUUUUCAUUGAAAGCUUUAUUUGCUAAUGCUGAAAUGUGUAACUGACAUCUUGCAACUAUUACUUGUAUUGCACAAAAUGUUAUGUGUGAAUGAGUAAACAUAUAACAUACAGUAUCAUUUCAUUUAAUCUGCUGAUAAUACAUUGCUUAUGUAUUGUUUGGGAUUAUGUUGAAUGCCCUGGUUGGCACAUCAAUAAAUAAUUUUUAAGCAAAUAA